Molecule: messenger RNA, 1054 nt
Organism: Bacillus rossius redtenbacheri
Lineage: Eukaryota; Metazoa; Arthropoda; Insecta; Phasmatodea; Bacillidae
Product: endocuticle structural glycoprotein SgAbd-3-like
Exons: 3
Coding region: 195-599 (134 amino acids)
Cellular component (GO): chitin-based extracellular matrix
Molecular function (GO): structural constituent of chitin-based larval cuticle
Source: RefSeq, a predicted model, not a curated record
ACUCUCGCGAGAUCUUCUCCCCGGGCGCCCCCGGAGAGACCCGGUGGUAUUUCGUCCAGGUCGGGCCUCGCCACGCCGGCCGGUAUAAAUAGAGAGCGGCGCGGACUGCAGAGGCACUCGCUCCUCCGGACUCACCUCGAGAAGAAGCUCUUCCCCCUUCUCUCUCCCAGCGACCGACGCUCCACGACUCCGCGAUGCAGCUGAUAGUCAUCUCGUGCCUGCUGGCGGCCGCCCUUGCCGCGCCCCAGGUGAGGCAGUUCGCGCCCAACGAGCCCAUCCCCAUCGUGUCGCAGACGAACGUGGUCAACGAGGACGGCUCCUUCCAGAACAGCUACGAGAGCGCUGACGGCACCCGCGUGGACUCCGCCGGCGCGCUCAAGAGCCUGGGUCCCCAGGAGGACGGACAGGCCAUCCAGGGCUCCUACUCCUUCGUCGGCACCGACGGCGUCGUCUACCAGCUCACCUACAUCGCCGACGAGAACGGCUUCCAGCCGCAGGCCAACUACCUGCCCACCCCUCCGCCCAUCCCGGAGAAGAUCCUCGAGGCGCUGGCCUACAACGCCGCCCACCCCGAGGAGGACAACCUCAAGAGGAAGUAGACGACGACGACGACGUUUCUUGUUCCCCCCACCCCCUACCCCCUACCCCCUCCCGCGCGCGGGGCGCCCAACGGCUGAGGCUGCAACCCGUCGAGAUGGUUUAGAGGUCGCUGCAAAACAUAUUUGUUGUAGUUCGCCGACGAUCAUGCUGCGUUUGCAAUGAAGGGAACCCCAUCUUGGAGUCCCCAAAAGUCUGCUUGUUAUCGACUACAAAAUAAAGAGUAUUAUUUUGCUGUUGCUUACAAUCAGUUUCAAAGCCACUACAAAAAAUGAUCUAUGUCUUGUUGCGACCACAAAACUGACUUACCCACAGCCUCCUCCACGGACGCAAGAUUCUCCUAUGGAGUAAUCAAGGUCGCUGGAUAGUCCACGCGCGGACCUGCGUUGUAAAUAAUCUGUAAAUUGUUUUUUUUUAUACGCUCUCAAUAAAAAAAAACUCACAUCAUCCAAAACCC